Molecule: messenger RNA, 741 nt
Organism: Siniperca chuatsi (mandarin fish)
Lineage: Eukaryota; Metazoa; Chordata; Actinopteri; Centrarchiformes; Sinipercidae
Exons: 1
Coding region: 1-726 (241 amino acids)
Molecular function (GO): GTP binding
Source: RefSeq, a predicted model, not a curated record
AUGCAAAUAUUAAGGUACUACAAUUUGUUUUUUGUCAUCACUAAAAUAUGCCAAUGUUUCUCUGAAGAUGCUCUAAAAUAUGCUGCAGUUGUCUUCACUCAUGGUGACCAGCUCCCGAAAGGAAUGAAAAUUGAGGAGUUUGUCAGUCAGAAUAAGAAUCUGAGUUGUCUGAUGAAGAAGUGCGGAGGCCGGUGCCACGUCAUUGAUAAUAAAUACUGGAAGAACAACGAAGAGGACGACUACAGGAGCAACCAGUUCCAUGUGGCAGAGAUAUUCAACACACUAGACACAAUGCUUGAGGCAAACAAAGGAUGCUACUAUACGAAUGAGAUGCUACAAGAAGUGAAAAGAGAAAUACAGAGAGAGGAAGAGCGCAUUAGACUGUCAUCAGGAAACAUGUCACAGGAAAAGAUUAGAAACAAGGCUAAAAUUAGCGUUUUUGACACGUUAUUGAUCAGAUCAGCAAGUAUUGCAACAGGUGCGUUGUUAGGAGCUUUGCUUGGUGUGGCAGAGAUGGUUACAGCAACUGUUAGAAAUAUUCAGGACCUUUCAGAUUUUUCAGCAAGAGGAACAGUUGCAUUGGCCGCUCAAAGUGGCGUAGUAAAGGGUGUUCUGAUAGGAUAUAAUGCAGCUGAAGGGGCAGAAACUCCAGUGGAAGCCAUCCAGAAGACAGCGGAGGCUGUCUGGAACCAAUCUUGGGGUGCAGCACAACAAAACAACAAAUAGAAUAAAUACUCUGAC